AUGUUUCCCUUAUUUUCGAGAUUUUUUCCUGGAAUCAAAGGGAACUCUUUAACACGCGUUCUUGUAUUAAAUGUGCCAUCCUUUUUCACGCAGGUUCUUGUGGUUUACAACUUUGCAUGCAGCCUGAUCAGUUUUUACUCCGUUGCUGUUAUUGUUGUGGCGCUUGCAAGAAACUGGCCGCAUUCGCUCUUUGUUUGUGAAGAAGAUGAGCUUGUGAAGCACGGUCUUUGGGUAUAUUACAUGACAAAGUACGUUGAGCUUCUGGAUACUGUGUUUAUGGUACUUAGACACAGACAGCGACAAAUUUCCCUACUCCAUGUAAGUAACAUCAGAUGUCCUGCGUUUUGCCAAGCCCAUGGAUUUCUCUUCCAAAUAAACCGUUUACUUUCAACCCACAUUCGGCGACAAAAUUGUUGAGACAUUGUACUCAAAUAGGGUAACUACUGAGAACAAAAGAAUCCACACCCGUCCCCCUCCCCUCCAUUCAAAGUUGCGGUGUUUGUUGUUUUCUAUGGGUUGCUCGAACAGCGGCACAACAUUGCGUGGAGGGGAUGGGGGAGGAAAAGCUUUAUUUUCCCCUUUGGAAGUCACUAAAACAUCAGAAAGCCCCUUUAAGGCGAAGUGUCUCAACUAAUUUUGUCGCCGAUUGCAGGUUUACAUUUAAAAUUGUGUGUGGUGUAGAGCAUUGUUUGUGAAGUUUCGCUGGGGACUCGCCAGAGUGCAACUAGGCUAUCCAUAAAAUGCUUUCGUAGUCAGAAAUAUUCGGAACAAGCCUGAUUACUGGUUAACUAUUUUUCGUUUUAAAAUGUUGACAUGGUGCAAGAUGUCAGUGUGCGUUGGGGCUACCGUACCUAUAAAGUAAUUUCAGUCUUGAUUUUGAAGUAUCUACAUUUUUAUUCUAGAAUAGUAGAAUAGUAGAAUAGCUUGAAUAGUUUUAAUUUCCAGCUUUUUUAUAUGUUUUAUAGUACUUAAUUAGUUUCUAUUAAUGAUGUAAUUUAGUUUUAAAGGUGUCCUCAAUUAGUGCCAAUAGGCACUACAACGAUUAGACACUUUAAUAAAGGUUAUGUUUGUAUGUAUGUAUGAUGUAUGUAUGUCCCAACGGUGAUGCGUACCGCCAUGUCCAAUACAUAUGUCACCGGGGUGAUUUGCACAUGUGAACACCCCGCAAGUGCCACAGUUCAACGACACUAGGGGCACGUGCGUCAUGCAUUUUUGUAUAUGAAUUUCCUCGCCGUUCUUGUACAACGACAUGAACUGACUGUAGAUUGUCUAUCUGAGUUUGUACGUGGUCCCUUCUCUUUUAACUCCAACUCGGAAAACUUCAUUUCCCAACUUUUUAAUAACUGAACGAGCUGGAAUAUUGCGAAAAAGUUUCAGACGAAGUGAAGUCAGUUUUUUUUACGUUUUCACUAGUUUUCCUUUUUUUUUUUCGUUGUCCCUGCUGAUGUCGUAUGUGCUCUUUGCAGGUCUACCAUCACUCCUCCAUGGUGAUGCUAAGUGAGUAUGCCUGCACAUACGGCAACUGGCCUGCUAUAUCAGUACCCCUCGGACUUAAUGGCAUCAUUCACGUAUUUCUCUACUACUACUAUGGAUAUUCCGCCCUUAACCCGGGUCAAAGACCAGCCUGGAAGAAGAACCUGACACAACUACAGCUCAUACAAUUUAUGAUCGGCUUAUGUCACAUGGUGGUUGGUUAUCUGCAGCACGGAUGGUGUUAUUAUGGCAUUAUAUAUGAAAUGACCAUGAUCUGGUUAUUUUCUAACUUUUAUUAUCAUUCCUAUCUUAAAGAAAGGGCUACUGUAAAAAAGGUUGAGUGAUAACUCAACGCCAUAGUUAGGCUAUAGUUGUCCGUAAGGCCAAGGCCAAACGUCCAACUUUUCAUG
This is a messenger RNA of Porites lobata, 1883 nucleotides long. NCBI's taxonomy places the organism in Eukaryota, Metazoa, Cnidaria, Anthozoa, Scleractinia, Poritidae. The record is from the annotation of a GenBank genome assembly.